Messenger RNA from Protopterus annectens (West African lungfish), 957 nucleotides. It is a transcript of the gene ERH, whose product is annotated as ERH mRNA splicing and mitosis factor. The record is from RefSeq and is a predicted model, not a curated record. The transcript has 4 exons. Lineage: Eukaryota; Metazoa; Chordata; Ceratodontiformes; Protopteridae. Bases 128 to 490 code for a protein of 120 amino acids.
UUCCGGGCUAAUGCGACCCUUUUCCGGUGGCGCUCGGACUCACUUGGAACGGGUUUUUACCCAUUUCUUGCAGAGUUACUAGAGAAAAAGUUAGUCAGUAAUUAAGAAUAAUUGAAAAGGAGUUGCAAUGGUGAGUGGAGUGAUAAACGUAGCACUGGCUGUGGCAAAGGAGAAACAGUCUCAUACAAUCCUGCUGGUCCAGCCUACUAAGAGGCCCGAAGGCAGAACCUAUGCUGAUUAUGAAUCUGUAAAUGAGUGCAUGGAAGGUGUUUGCAAGAUGUAUGAAGAACACCUGAAGAGAAUGAAUCCCAACAGCCCGUCUAUCACCUACGAUAUCAGUCAGCUCUUUGAUUUCAUCGAUGACCUAGCUGAUCUCAGCUGCCUUGUUUACAGAGCUGACACACAGACUUACCAACCGUAUAACAAAGACUGGAUCAAAGAAAAGAUCUAUGUAUUGCUGCGCAGACAGGCUCAACAAGCCAGCAAAUAACUUGAACUAUCUCAGCACUGUGACAGUGGUUCAGCACAGUGAAAUGUACAGCUUGUAGUUAUAGUAGUGACAGUUUUGUAUUAUAAGCAAUGUUUGAAAAUCUGCACAAGAGUUUAAUGUUUUAAAACCUUGGAGGAUGUUUUUAUGUUUUGACUUUUUUUUUAAAACUGAAUCUUUUUUUUCUUCUGUAAAAAGAAUCCUGUAAAAUCUUUUUUUUUUUUUUCACAUUGUUCAAAUUUUUGAUGAAAAAGGCUGUCUACCUAUCAAUGUAGUUGGAAAUGCCCAUCACAUUGGGGGCAGCAGUUUGGUUCCAAAGCUACAUUGUGAAUUCUCUGCAAGCGCCACACUUGCAUUUUUCAUUAAAUCCUAAAUUCUAGAAGAAUUUACAAAGUAAAUGUUCAUUAAGUGAUUCAUCACAUAUUUAAUAUUUUAAGGGAGAAAUAAACAGAUUGGAAAGGUUUACAUUA